Ostreococcus tauri is the source of this 246-nucleotide messenger RNA. Its product is annotated as unnamed product. Lineage: Eukaryota; Viridiplantae; Chlorophyta; Mamiellophyceae; Mamiellales; Bathycoccaceae. The transcript has a single exon. Bases 1 to 246 code for a protein of 81 amino acids. The record is from RefSeq and is a predicted model, not a curated record.
AUGACGCACGGCGAGCACGGAGAACCGAAGAAGCACGGUUUUUUCGCGCGAUUCUUCUUUGGGAAAUCCAACCCGCGGCGCGACGUGCCGUUGCCGGGAUACAUCGAGGAGAUGUACAACCCGAGACAUCACACCGAGGACAGUAAGAAAGACCUCGGUGAAUUCAUUCGGAGACGGUCGAUGGACGAACGACGGGUGUCGACGGACUCGACGCCGCGGACGAGCGAAGUGAACGACGACGCCUAG